Messenger RNA from Colletotrichum spaethianum, 738 nucleotides. RefSeq names its product DNA polymerase epsilon subunit B. The transcript has a single exon. NCBI's taxonomy places the organism in Eukaryota, Fungi, Ascomycota, Sordariomycetes, Glomerellales, Glomerellaceae. Bases 1 to 738 code for a protein of 245 amino acids. Gene Ontology annotation, cellular component: epsilon DNA polymerase complex. Gene Ontology annotation, biological process: DNA-templated DNA replication; error-prone translesion synthesis. Gene Ontology annotation, molecular function: DNA binding. The record is from RefSeq and is a predicted model, not a curated record.
AUGGAUCCGCCGCCGUCAAUAUCCCCGAAGCGCAAGCAAAUGCCCAUGGCCAACAUCUUUGGCGCAAAGACGCCGGCCCCUCCUUCCUCCGCGAUACCCUCAUCUUCGCCCGCAUUUGGCACCCCAGUUCACCCCCUGAAGCCGUUCAAGGUUUCAGCGCCUUCGAAGCAUGCGAUUCUCCCAAUUAUACUCCCGCCAGCCACCCUCCGACCCUUGGCAUUUCGGACCUUCACCAAGAAACACAGCUUGACGCUGACCUCGAGCGCUCUCCAAGAGCUUGCAACCUUUAUCGGCCGACAUUGUGGCUCAGCAUGGCGGGAGGAAGGUCUAGCAGAGAAGGUGUUGGAAGAGGUGGCCAAGUCUUGGAAGAAUCGCAAUGGCGGGGUCAUUGUCGAUGGCGCCAGCCCAGAGCUUAAGGAUAUCCUGAAGACCUUGGAGGGAAAUAUGAGCGGGGGCAAGAUCGUGACUGGCGCAAGGGGUCUGAGUCGACAGAAUAGUCUUCUGAUCGAGCCGGGACAAGAUGCGGACAUGUCGAACGCGAGGCUAGGAUUGCGGCCAGUACAAUCGUCUUUGGUACGGGAGGAUAGCCAACAGAGCUUCGGCAUGUCCAGUCUUGGUGUGGAGGAGGAAGACGACGAAGAAAACAUCAGAGAUCCUCGGAAAUGGCUCAACGUUAUUGACGCAUACCAACAACCGAGGUUCUCUUACAAUGUUGCCAAGAAGCAUUUCGAAAGGUAG